GUUACUCAGAGUCUGAAACAGCAUGAAGUGCAAUUCAAUUAAAUUACAAAAAGCUUUAGAAGAGACGUUACAGGACAACUUUUACAAUUUCUUCUCUCUGGUCUUGUCACGGUGAUAGUAUCAGAGAGAGAAAGCUUUAAACCCUAAUUUCAUCGGUGAAGAAGAUGUGGGACAGAGGGGAGCUAGUUUGGGUAAGCUUAAGCCUUUCAGAUACAUGGAUUCCGGGUCGGAUUCUUAAUCCAUCCGUACCGGUUGGAGUUCUAGUCUCCUUCUUCGGCCUAAUUGAGCCGCGCUACGUUCCAAAGCCAUGUAUUCGAAGCUUCGAUCGUAAUUUCGAAGCCCUGGUUUCAGAUUCAUGGAGGUUUCGUCGGUUUGUGAAUCGAGCUUUACGAGCUCACUUUUGGAAUAUCUCGUUUGGGUUAUGGUGUCCGUGUCAGCCGCUUAUUGAAUCGCCGUACUUCGAUAGUGGAAACUCUCUACCGUGGUUUCCAAACUCAUCUGAUUCUUCAGCUUUGUGUUUCGUUCGAGAUAUGGCCGUUUCGAUACAAGUGCCUCUACGGAGAUUAGCUAAGACUAAUUGUUCGAGCGCUCGGAUCCUUAGUUUUCGGCGAUAUGCUGUUGAUUUUAAGCGUUCUGAAUCCGUCUAUGAGGAAAUCAAAGCAAGUGCAAAACUAAUGGAUCGCUCUGAAGAAUCAGAUUGGUACCUUGAUCCCUCAAACACGAUGUACUGCGUGGACCUGGAUUAUAUGUUUCCUGAGACAUUGGAUGCAGACGUUGAAAGCAGUAGAGAUUUGAGUCCAUUGCCCAAGGAUAUCCAUUGUUAUUCUUCUGACCAGUCUGUUCAUAACUCUUAUUCUAGCACAUGGAAUACGAGGAACCCUCGAAUUAGCUCUUAUUCUAGCACAUGGAAUACGAGGAACCCUAACUCUUAUUCUAGUACCAUGCGAGCUUGUGAAACUAUGGCUAGGACAGUUGUUCAUGAAGAUGAUGGUCACCAGUCCAGGAGUCGAGGAUGUCAAGUUGAGCACAGUGUCUGCUUACUGAAUUCAGAACCUGCUGUGGAAGAUAUGAUAGAGGAAGACACCACUAACAUUCUUGGAUCAAGAGUUGCUGUAUCAGAAGAACCUUCUGAUGUUAUGAUUGAAAGUCAUGAUGACAUCAUUGGUUUGGUUGAUACAACUGUGACAUCGGUUAAACAAACAACUAGGACAGCUGUUCAUCAUGAAGACGAUGGUCAGCAGUCCACGAGUAGAGGGUGUCAAGUUGAGCACAGUGUCUGCUUACUGAAUUCAGAACCUGCUGUUGAAGAUAUGAUAGAGGAAGACACCACUAAUACUGCUCAACCAAGAGUUGCUGUAUCAGAAACACCUUCUGAUGUUAUAAUUGAAACACAUGACGACAUCAUCGGUUCGGUUGAUAGAACUGGGACAUCCGCAAAACAGUCAUCACCCUUGCUUGAUGCCAGUAACGACAAGGCAUAUUUGGCAAAGCCUGUUGCUUUUGUUGUUCCGGGAGCCUGUCAUUCUCUAGCUUGUUCAAUGAGAAAAACAUAUGCUAACCCAAGAGACAAGCUUGAUAGAUCUAUACUCAGUGCCAAGUCCAUGAACGACCAGUCGUUAGAUAGGAAGAGUUUGAAUGGAACACAUGGAAACCGGUCUGACGAUGCAUUGGAAUCGCAUAUUGUAGAGGUAGGACAGAGUUCGCUACAUAUUUCAGGCACUUCAAACAAAGAAUUCAGUUCUGAUGAUGCAGGCAUUGCACCUGCAGAACAAUUACAAGAUUUGGAUGUUGCAACAAUUGUUGAAAGCCAGAUGAGAUCAGUUGAUAAUGUCAGAUCCAUUGGUGUCAAAAGGAAAGCAAGUCGAAACAAAGCAUCUGCACGUAACUCCAAGAGAAAGAAGAGAGCAGCCCAACAAUCUAUCUCUACUGAUAAACCACUGAAUCUACACCUGAUGAAAGAUAUGCGGCUGGCUAAUCCAAAAUGUUUGAAAAUGAAGUUAUUGAGUAGACAUGGGGAUAUCCCAUCCAAAUCAGAAGUGUUGAAGAGGUUCAGUGUGUUUGGGAAAAUAGAUGCUUCAAGAACUGAUGUAAGCCCAGAGAAAAGCUCUGCGAAAGUAGUAUUCAUGCAGAGUAUAGAUGCAGUGACGGCUUAUCAAUUUGCUAGGACCAAAAAGUUUAGACUAGGACGGUGUAAAGUUACGUACCGCCUCGACCCUUUUGACGAAGACAAUGAAGUAAACGAAGUUCCUUUGUCUCAGGAGCCUCAAAAGUCCGUUCCAUCACCAAAAUCAUGUCUCAAGGAACAUGGUUCGGAAGAUAAAGAAGAGGGAAAAAGGAAUCUGAAGGUGAAAUUUCAAAUGUAGGCUAACUGAUGAAUCAGAUCUCAUCGUAAUCUCAGUUGUUUUGUGCAUACCUUAUGUCUCUCUCACGUUGUAAGUAGCUAAGGUCUACUCCUAACGAAAAACUAGCACUUUUUUUUUUGGCCCUGAAGCUUAUGUAUAAGUAUAAGCAUGGCUUGUUUUGUUUUAGAGAUAACAUAGUUUGUACUCGACUAUAUAAAAUAGCUUUGACGAUAAACGUGACUACAAACUACGUUUCCAUU
Camelina sativa (false flax) is the source of this 2602-nucleotide messenger RNA. RefSeq lists its product as uncharacterized. The record is from RefSeq and is a predicted model, not a curated record. NCBI's taxonomy places the organism in Eukaryota, Viridiplantae, Streptophyta, Magnoliopsida, Brassicales, Brassicaceae.